AUGCGGAAGGCAGGAAGAAAGUUUGAAUGUGACUGGCAUGGUUUAGUGGCGUGUACCAGGGAAUAUGAGAGUGUAAUCUAAGUGAAGGUAUUAAGUGAGUGCCAGGGAGUCGGGAUUACUCGGGAAUUGCACAGUUUAAACCGUGUCCUGGUAGCAAAAAGCGACGUCGGCUGUACAGCAGCAAGCUGAGACUUGCCAGCAGCGCAUCAACCUGCUGCAUCACCACCUACUAUCUGCAGCCCCGGUCAUCUGGCGCCCCCCGUAGCCAUGUGGGAUCCACAGGAGUUUGCACAGCACUGGCAGGCGGAGUUCCCUGGGGAGGAGGCUCCAGAGAUGCAGCUGGGUUCGGUACAGGAUGUGGAACAAGAGCUGGAGCGCUGCAGGACCAACCUGAAGAAGCUGCAACAAGUGCUGGCCGAGGAGAAGUUUAAAGUCAUCUACCUAGAGAGCGCGCUGGCUCGGGAUAAGGAGACCCCUAAACCCAAACCCAGGCAACGGGCAAAACCCCCGCCACCACCCCCUCCGCAGCGGACUCGGCGUUCUGACAAAAAGGGCACCGAACCGCUGCCACCACCACCGGUUAUCAAUCCGCCGCCCCAGGACCGGGACUUCGAGGAUGAGGAGGGUGGCACUGAGCGGUUUGUAUUGGGCAACCUGUUGACACCCGGUGGCUCACGACCAGACGAGGAGGAGCACCGGAGAGACCUGCUCCAGGUGCCCGGUACCGACUCCCCCAGACACAGCUCAUCGGACCGGGGCAGCGACGGCUACAUAAGCUCAGACCGUGAGGAUGAGUCGUCUGUAGACUUCAACUACGGUACAGACGGUUACGACCCCGAAGGGAAUGAGGAGCAGAAGAGCUCCCGCGAAGGCUCGGAAACCAUGCCCUAUAUCGAUGAGUCUCCCACCAUGUCCCCUCAGCUUAGUGCCAGGAGCCAGGAUAGCGGAGAUGGUGCCUCCCCUACCCCCCCUGAGGGGCUGCUACCUGGGGCGGAGAGUGAAUCAGACAAGGGGCUGUUAAUGAGACAACUUGUGCUGUCUGGGGUCCUAGCAAGUGAGGAGAUCUACAUCAACCAGCUGGAAGCUCUGCUCUUACCUAUGAAACCACUCAAGGCCACUGCCACAACAUCCCAGCCUGUACUGACCAUGCAGCAAAUAGAUGCCAUCUUUUACAAGAUCCAGGACAUAUAUGAAAUUCAUAAAGAAUUCUAUGAUAACUUGUGUCCGCAAGUGCAGCAGUGGGACAAGACGACAACUGUGGGACAUCUCUUCCAGAAGCUGGCAAGCCAGCUCGGGGUAUACAAGGCUUUUGUGGAUAACUAUAAGUGUGCUCUGGAAACAGCAGAGAAAUGCAGCCAGUGUAAUGUCCAGUUUUAUAAAAUCUCUGAGGAUCUGAAGGUGAAAGGCCCCAAGGACUCGAAGGAGCUGCCAACCUCUGUUUCUAUGGAAGCUCUGCUGUACAAACCUAUAGAUCGUGUGACGCGGAGCACCCUAGUACUGCAUGAUCUUCUUAAACACACUCCUACUGAUCACCCAGACUACGCCCUGUUGCAAGAUGCACUCCGUAUUUCCCAAAAUUUUCUUUCUAGCAUCAAUGAGGACAUUGAUCCCAGAAGGACUGCAGUUACUACACCAAAAGGAGAGACCCGGCAGCUAGUAAAGGACGGUUUCUUGGUUGAACUCUCUGAAAACUCCCGCAAACUGCGGCAUCUCUUCUUGUUUACAGAUCUACUUCUCUGUGCCAAGCUCAAGAAAGCGGCAGUUGGGAAACACCAGCAGUAUGAUUGCAAAUGGUACAUCCCGUUGGCUGACCUUGUUUUUCCCUCCCCGGAGGAGUCAGAGCCCAUCUCUCAACUCCAUGCUACACCAGACCAUGAAAUAGAAGAGAUGAAAGCAAAGAUCUCUGUGCUCAAAAGUGAGAUCCAAAAAGAGAAGAAAUCCAAUAAAGGGUCAAGUCGUGCCAUUGACAGACUAAAGAAGAAAAUGUUUGAGUAUGAAUCCUGGCUUCUUCUCUUCUCUCCUACGAUUCCCUUCCGAAUACAUAACAAGAAUGGCAAGAGCUAUCUCUUCUUGUUGUCUUCGGAUUAUGAACGAUCAGAGUGGAGAGAAAUUAUUCAGAAGCUACAGAAAAAGGACCUACAGGCCUUUGCUCUCAGUUCGUUGGAGUUACAAGUGCUUACUGCUUCCUGCUUCAAAUUACGCACUGUUCACAACAUUCCAAUAAUAAGCAACAAGGAUGAUGACGAGUCUCCUGGUCUCUAUGGUUUUCUCCAUUUCAUUGUCCACUCUGCUAAAGGAUUUGAUCACUCUGCCAAUCUCUACUGCACACUGGAAGUUGACUCAUUUGGUUAUUUUGUCAGCAAAGCCAAAACUAGAGUUUUCCGGGACACCACAGAACCUGAGUGGAACGAGGAGUUUGAGAUUGAGCUGGAGGGCUCUCAGUAUCUGCGGAUCCUCUGCUAUGAGACGUGCUAUGACAAAAGCAAGCUCAACAAGGAUAACAAUGAAAUUGUGGACAAAAUCAUGGGGAAGGGGCAGAUACUGUUGGAUCCACAAGCAGUGCAAAGCAAGAACUGGAACGUGGAUGUGAUUGAAAUGAAUGGGAUUAAAGUGGAAUUUUCCAUGAAAUUCAGCAGCAGGGAUAUGAGCUUAAAAAGGACACCCUCUAAAAAACAGACUGGGGUAUUCGGAGUUAAAAUAAGUGUGGUGACAAAACGAGAGCGCUCCAAAGUGCCAUAUAUUGUGCGGCAGUGCAUUGAGGAGGUGGAGAAGAGAGGCAUUGAAGAGGUUGGCAUAUACAGAAUAUCUGGCGUGGCCACUGAUAUACAGGCUCUGAAAGCAGCAUUUGAUGCAAAUAACAAAGAUAUUUUGAUGAUGCUGAGUGACAUGGACAUCAAUGCAAUAGCUGGUACUUUGAAACUUUACUUCCGCGAGCUGCCGGAACCACUUCUUACGGACAGACUGUACCUUGCUUUUAUGGAAGGGAUAGCACUGUCUGAUCCAGCUGCCAAGGAAAACUGCAUGAUGCACCUUCUACGCUCUCUUCCUGACCCUAAUCUAAUGACCUUCCUAUUUAUACUGCAGCAUUUAAAAAGGGUUUCAGAGAAGGAACCUAUCAACAAGAUGUCGCUCCAUAAUUUGGCAACUGUAUUUGGACCAACAUUACUAAGGCCAUCUGAGGUGGAGAGUAAAGCUCAUGUCAACCUGGCGUCGGACAUUUGGUCACAUGAUGUCAUGGCACAAGUCCAAGUUCUGCUCUACUACAUGCAGCACCCUCCCAUCAUCUUCUCAGAGCUGAAACGAAACACUUUGUACUACUCAACGGACGUGUGAUCGCACCUCUCCCUAAGCUUGGAGAAGACUAGGGAGGUUCUGCUCCUUUCUGUAUAUUUAAAAAAAAAAAGACAUUCCAAGGUUAGAGAAGGGAAAGGACAUCGGUAUCUCACAUCGUGGGAGCUCCCUGUUACCUGCUCUUGUGCAUUUCUUGGGCCCUUUUGUACAGAAUUUGAGAAGUGAAAAAAACAGCACUGUGCUCCCCAUGUGACUAGUUGUAUUUUGUAUAUUGGUGUUCAGGCAUUAUUUUGUGUAGACACAAGAAGCAUAGGUGGAGCAGGGCUGUGGAUCUGUUUUUACCAUUCACACUCUUUGCUCUGUUACAAUUGUAUGGGAAGUUUAUGAAAACAUUGCAGACUUUGUCUUUUAAUCUGUUGCAUCCACAAACCUUGUGCUGAGGAGUACUUCAUGAAAGCUGAAGUCUGAGGGUAUUUACAACUUGGGGACCACAAGAGACAUAGGAUGGCAGCUUACCCUCAGACAGUGCUGGCAUGGAAUGCCUCACAGACUCUCAAUGGAUCUUCCGUCCUAAUAAUUUUAAAAUAUUUCCAUGACAUUUUCCCUUUGUUUUUCAACAAUUUGCGAAUCAGAGUAGUCUUUUUUUUGUUUUCCGGUGGACAUGUCACUUGUGAUUUGCUGCUUUAAAGGGUUCAUGUGUUUAUAUUUAUCAGUUGGGCUCUGGGGAAGUGACUCAAAUCAGAAAUAUACUCAAAAUGUUCCAACUCUGUGAGACAAGUCCGGGAAUGCAGCGAAUAAAAACUAACUACUUGUCACUGUACAAGAAAUAAAUACAGCAAAACCACUUCAAUUUUAAAAUAGAAAACAUAUGUGUUGUAAAAAUAAGCCUUGCUAAAACAGACAAUGCAGAUAAUAAUAUAUUGGAACAAGGAAUACGUUUUUUAUUUUUUUUGUACAGUUUUUAGUUAUUUACUAACAAGUUUUCUUUACAUCAUCAAAGCUUUAUAGCAUCCAUAACUCUCAGUAUAAUUAAUAUAAACAAUAUAAAACUAAAUUUGGCUACAAAACCUAGGGAUCUGACAUAUCACAUUUGGGAUGUGAUCUUAGCCAAUCACGGAUUUGCCUUUCAUUUUCAAGAAAUUUUGUCAGGUGUUGUAUUCCAGAAACAUGACUUUAGGUAGAACGCUAAUUAUUUAAUUAAGCAUAUAAUUAUCUUUUAUGUUGCUGCUAUAAGACAGUGAUGUCUGUAGCUUAUUACUUACUUAAAAUGUAUAGAAACAACACCUUUUUCACAUGAAACCACUGAAAAUAAGCUUAAAUUUGGCUUUGCUAAAUUGAUGCAGUUUUAGUAUAUUUCAGAAAAAAACACUUAAUUGAAUUAUAGGAUUUUAAGGUCAUACCAGAUAUUUCCCAGUUUGUUUGUUUUUGUUUUUUAAAUGAAUAAUGAGAAAGUCAGUUGCAUAAUGUAGAAGUAAGAACUAUUCUCAAAUUGAUGUCACUAUACUGUGCUGUAUAAAUUCCCUUUAUGAUUAUUUAGCUAUUAUUACAUUUGAUGUUCUCUAUGCCCUCAAGGGACCAAAAUAGAAGAACAGCUGGUGUCUGAAUGGGUUAACUAAUUUAGGUGCCAUAUAAUUUCUUUCAGUUUUGUGUCAUCUCUCUUCACACUGGCUAGGAUGGUAUAUGAGUCUCCUUCAUGCCUUUUAGAUGUCGGCACAUGCAUCACUGUAGCUGUAAGACUGCUGAAAUGGGAGAAAUCCAUGAAUAAUAAAAUCCUGAUUUCUGUUUUGAUAA
Messenger RNA from Bombina bombina (fire-bellied toad), 5082 nucleotides. RefSeq names its product ABR activator of RhoGEF and GTPase (gene ABR). Gene Ontology annotation, biological process: protein phosphorylation; positive regulation of GTPase activity; intracellular signal transduction. Gene Ontology annotation, cellular component: membrane. Bases 268 to 3333 code for a protein of 1021 amino acids. NCBI's taxonomy places the organism in Eukaryota, Metazoa, Chordata, Amphibia, Anura, Bombinatoridae. The transcript is spliced from 23 exons. Gene Ontology annotation, molecular function: protein serine/threonine kinase activity; guanyl-nucleotide exchange factor activity; GTPase activator activity. The record is from RefSeq and is a predicted model, not a curated record.